AUGUGCGCCGGGAGCACAACACAGGCUAUUCGAAGCUCAUUCGCUGGCCGGGAAGCCGAGUUGUCACUAGAAGAGCAGCUGUUCGCAGUUGAUGCGAUGCCGCGAGGUAUUAGGGUAAGCAAGAUAAGCAAGAACAUAGUCAGGUGUAGUCUGUCGUGUGGCUUCAUAAGCGAUGAGUUGUUUAUUUUUAUCGCUAUCCGUGAGUGUUUGCACGUUGGUUGGAUUUGGUCGCUUCGUGAUGGAGUUUGGUUAUUUGAAGCCAGACUACUUCAGAAUGGUUCGGAUUCAAGAGUUCAGUCGGUCAAGAGUACCAACACAGACUCCCACACGUUCCCGGAAGUCACAGGCAAGAACCCCAAGAUCAAGCAAGAUUUAAUUCGCGGAACUGCCGACUUUCAUACAGUCUGCGACUUCAAGCGAGCGUAG
Messenger RNA from Cordyceps militaris CM01, 426 nucleotides. RefSeq lists its product as uncharacterized. NCBI's taxonomy places the organism in Eukaryota, Fungi, Ascomycota, Sordariomycetes, Hypocreales, Cordycipitaceae. The transcript has 2 exons. The record is from RefSeq and is a predicted model, not a curated record. The coding region runs from base 1 to 426 and encodes 141 amino acids.